UCUCACCAAUCUGCGGCUGUGGGGCUGGGAUAAGGGGCGCCCUUCGGCCAAUGCAAAUGCCCCUCCCCACACCCGCGAGCCCCUCCGCCCUUGGAUGCAUGUGGCGAUCAAUGCACCUGCAGCGAACCCUAGAGACUGAAGCUGCAUAUUCAAAAUUCUAAACAUGCCUUUGGUCAAGACCACAGCCCCGUUCACUGCCAGCCCCUGCAGAUGCCACUGAGCCGCCAGGCUCCUCAGCCAACUGCCUCUGUCCUCUCAGCGACCCAAACAGCGCGGCCUACAGCGUCUGCUAUUAAAACUAGCCAGCAGGAGGGGGGGAAAAUGAACGAGGUAAAAGAAUGUCUGAGAAACAUAGAACAGACUUACAAGAUCUUCCAGCAACAGCAGUUUACAUUUAUUGCAGCACUGGAACACACCCGAGAGGAUGCACACGACAAGAUCAGGCCUGUAGCAAGUAUUGGACAGGUGCAGGCAUACAUGGAUCAUCACUGUAACAACACUACCGACAGACGCAUCCUCCUCAUGUUCUUGAACAUCUGUAGUGAACUGAACAAACUCUGCCAAAAGCUAGAAGCUCUGCAUCCUGGUACCAGUGUAACGAACAAUAUUUUGGAGAAAUGCAAGCUGCUUGUUAGCCCCAGCAAUGACCUGAGCACCAUCCGAGCCAAGUACCCUCAUGAUGUGGUGAAUCACCUGAGCUGCGAUGAAGCAAAGAACCACUACGGAGGUGUGGUGAGCCUCAUACCCAUAGUGCUGGACUGCAUGAAAGCAUGGGUGGCCCACAGUGAGAAGUUGCCUCGGAACUUCCUGCAUAAUGUGAGUGAUGGAAAUGCUGACUCUCAGAAGAGAACACAGCAGGAUGUGUCAGCAAAGGCAUCUACUCCCCUAGGCCCACAUCCUGCUACCCUCACUACUGCUACUCAGACCUUGGUUAGUUACAAAGACUAUUCACAAGAGCAGAACAGUAAACAUGGUAAAAAAGAGCAUCUGAAUGGCACAGGGAGAAACACUUGGAAAUAUCUCAAUGGUCCCUGGAAGCCACCUGGGAAACACUCCUUUUAGAAGGACCAAAGCUCAUACAUCUUUUGGAUUGAUGUGACUGGUUAUUAAAUAUGGUCUCCAGUAUUCACUUCAGUUGUUCCCUCCCGUCUUGACCCAAGUUCUGAAUAUAUGUAGACCCUAAGUCUCCAAAAGCAGAUAAAUCUAAGUCUUAUCAGACGCCUCUUUAUGGAGAUCCAGAAAAAAAAAGUGGGAACAGGGGUAGUGUAUGUCACAUGUAUUCCUCCUUAACAGGGCUACUGGUGAGGGCAGAAGAUGGAGUUAGAACUAAUCAGAUUCUGGUCUCUCACCAAUGCUGUGUCUUGGGCAAGUCACUUGAAGUCCAAUUCUAUGACUUCCUAUCUGAUUUUUUCAGGUUACAGGUUGCUCAGAUUCACUGCUGUAAAUAGCCUGGUUUCUGAAAUCUAAGCUGGGUGCAUUGCAUCCCACGCCAAUAUCAGUAAUAAAGACUGAGCCAAAAUUUGUCUUCAUUUAUAGCUGUUCAACCCCUUCACUCUCUAUGGGGUUGCACAGGUGUAAGGGAGGACAGAAUUUGGCCCUGUAGUUGAAAUUUGAUUAAUUGACACUGUGUGAACCAUAACAGAAUCCAGCUCACUCUCCCAGAGCUGUUUUGCUCUGCAGGGCUAACAAGAGGAAAAAUUCAGGGAGCAGAUCUACUGAGGAAGAGGUGACCAUUCUCAGACACAGCCUCUUUUCAAAGUAGAAUUGCACUUGAAGGUCUCUAUGCCUCUGCUUUCCCUUGGGUACAUCUUACCUACCUCACAGAAGUAUUUGAUGCUUAGGUCAUCAACAGCUGUAGGGCAUUUGAGAUCAGCUGAUGGAGCAUGUAUAGAAAAGUACAAAGUAUUUUUAAAUCAUUGCCUUCCUGCAGAGUCUCUGAAGCCAGCCCAGCUACCUUACCAGGACUGGGUUAUGAAAGCCAGUCCACCUGUAGGCUCUCUUCCCAUAGUUAUCACUUAGAGCUGAUUUGUAUCAUUUGUGAUGCUUUAUGGAAGCAUUAUUAACUAAGCUCUUAACAAGAUCUUGAUAGUCUGAUGUAUUUCCCUAUAUCUGAUUGCUCUUUUCCCCUUCCACAGGCAAGUUAGCUCCUGUUCUUUUGCCUCCUGCCUGAAGACACUCCUGAAUAAAUGUUUCCCGUGCAUUCAUGACUGUGUUUGCUAAAAUUUUGGGGGUGCUAUUAUCUUAAGGUGACCAGAUUUUUGAAACAAGUAUCAACUGAGAUGGGAGGGUUGAGCAAACAAGGAAGUGCAGGAGGGAAUGGCAGUUCAGAAGGACAGGAAGUAUUUACAGGUGAACAUACACAGCUUCUUACCUCCCCCUCUAUGUAUUUGUUCUCAUUCUCUUCCCCCACCGCUCAUACACUUUUCCAUAAGAUGUAUAAGAAUCAUUGCACUAACCCUCCGCUCUGGGACAGACAUGAUUUCUUCAGCAAACUUCAUAAUUAUUUUUAAGUGAUCCUAUUCAAUUGAAACUACUGGGGAAUUAACACAGAUUUAAGAUUGUGGGGCUGUUUAAGACAUAGUUGCUAGUAGGAUUUUAGGUAGAAAAAAGCCACCCCUUCUGUAGAAGGCUUUAUUUCGUAGCUGUAUCGUGGAGGUGGCUUUAGAGAGAAAAAUUAGUCACUAAUAGCAUCUAAAUACUUCAAAUCAAGUUUCAGGCCUGACUGUGCUAGGCACCGUACAGACGAGUAACAGGUAGAAUGUUCUUUGGGACAGGAACUGUUAAGCAGGAACUGUGGCCUAUUGGUUAGACUAUGGGCCUGAAGGUUAAAACUUCCAGGUCCUAUUCCCACCUCUGCUACUGACUCAUUGAAUAACCUUAAGUAAAAGGUCAUCUAACCUCUGUGGCUUAAUUUCCCAAUCUGAAAAUGAGGAGGAUACCUACUACACAGCAGAGGGGCUGGGAAGCUUAUUGUUUGUAAAAGCACCUUUUAAAAUCCUUAGGUGAAAGGGGCUAUAACAAGGGUAAUUUUUACUUACUAAAAAUCAGUUUCUCCAAGGCCUUUGCUCUGUCAGCCAAGAGAGAGUGGGUGUAAGUCCUACCAGCAGCAAAGGAAAACUCAGGAGUGAUAUCGCUCCUCCCAUGGAGAAGACUGGCUGAGCAUGGCCAAUUUGAAACUUCUAGAGCUCUGAAAGUAAAUCUGCAUCGAAUAUCCUGAGUAUCUCCAGAUCCACAUACACAACAAACAUUGGGUGAUGUCUGAGUUUGCGUAACUAGGGAAACCAUCCUUCUGCCAUUUAAGUCAAAGGGAACAUUGACAUUGAUUUCAGUGAGAGAAGUAUCAGGACCUGUGUUAGCAAGUUAGAAACAACCCUUCUUCAGUAUCAGUGUGUCAGCCAGUCUGAAUUUCCACAGCUGCACCUAACUCCAGAUGAGCACAAAUUCCUGCUUCAGGUCCAAUAGCUGCGGCUGAACUAGAGCUUAUCUUCUAGAAAAACAUCCAAUCUUGAUUUUAACAGUUCCAGUGAUGGAGAAUCCACCACCACCCUUGUUAAGUUGUUCCAGUGGUUAAUUACUCUCACCCAUUAUUUUGCCUAUGCUUAUGCUACACAGCAGAACUACAAGCGGUGCAGGGGAAGGGGGGAAAUCUAGCAAGGGUAUUUCCCAUUCAUUAAAAUCACCAACUUUUUUACUGCAAUACAAGUUGAUCAGAAAUCACCAUCUAAAUUUAGUUUUAAAAGGGUCAUAAGUGAGAGUAAAAUGGCAAUUAAAAAAUUCAAUUGUCAAAACAGAUAUUCAGUUCUCUCUUUAAAUACCUCUUUUAAAUGUCAACGGCAAGCAGUUAUCACUUAUCAGUUCUUGCAAUAUAAAAUGGAGUGCAGUUUAGGAUUUCUGAGAGUAGUAUGAAAAUAAGGAAUUUGCACUUACUGUAAAUGUCUGCCAGUCCAAUCAAAAGUUAUGCUAUAUGGAAGAUAAAUGUCCUAGCAUUUGUUUGUGCAUUUUCAUAUGUUGAUCAAUACGUUGUUCCGGCAGCUGUAUAGGUCUGAAAAGAGAAUCUCUGCUAUGCUAGGUGAGCUAAGUGACUCUACAAGAGGAAAAGCGCAAAGAAUCUCCCAAAAAACAAAACAAAAAUUGCAGGGUGGGCAGAAAGGCAUGUGUCAUCUACCAAGCAUUUACAAACAUUGUCAUUCACAACUUUGUGAGAUGGGCAAAGUCUCCCAUUUUACAGAUGGGAAAAUGGAGGCACAGCAAGGGCUCAAGUGCUUUGCCCAAGGCCAAAGUCCAAGUGUUGGGAACUCCUGAUUUCUAAUCCCAACUUUGACUCCCAGUCCUGUGCACAGACCAGGUCUUAUUGCACUAGUAUAGAUCUAAAAAUCCAGUUUUAACAUCAUUCUUUACGUAGUGUAAGCCGGAAUACUUGGUUUCUGAUCCAAUCAAACUACUGUAUUAACUUUGAGGUUAACGUAGUAUCAGUUCACUUUCAGUUUUGUGUAUUAAAUAUCACAACCCUGCCACCCAAAAAGCUAACAGCUGUUGCUCAUGUCCAAGAGUUCCUAAACUGUAGCAAAUUACUGAAUAAUUCCAAAACUAACUGCCUCAGUCCUGUUCAUUAAAUUUCCUCAAGGACUCUUGAAUGGAAAAAUUGGAAGUUUCUUGAGAAACUUCAGUUUUGCAAUAACAUGACAAUGGUCUUUUGGAAGAUUUUUUCAAAGAUAAGUUGCAAAAACAGUUUGUUCAAAUUACUUUAGUUUCUAUAAAAAAGUUCUCUUCUACACAAUGGAUGACUACGACUUCAGAUCGAGCGAAGUUUGAGAAGGUUGGUAGGGUAGGAAGAGACAAGAAUCAGCUUAGCAACAGCAACCUAGUGGCAAUGUUGGAAAGAAUACUAUCUUGCCAUAAAUCCAGUUGACACUGAGUAGAAAUUGAGGUAGUUGGAAUGUAAUUAUCCAAACAUAGCUCUGUAAUAAAACUUUGCUUUAACUUUGUUUUCCAAGUUCACACAAACACAAGAAACCUGGGAAGCAGCCAAACUAGCUUACUUUGUGUUCCUCAAGUUCCUGAGAGAUCUCCUCAAGUUCCUGAGAGAUCUCCUUGAUCACCUGCUUUUCCUUCUGAAGACAAAUACAGAUAUAAGUAGAGUAUACAGGAUCCCAACAAAAUCCAGCUGUCUGUAUGCAGCAUACUUCUGUAGUUCUGGUCCAAUUUAGAAAUGGGAUGGAAUCAGUUAAAAACCUAUAUCAAAUCCAAAAUAUCCCUUAGGUUAAAGAUUUGGUUUUUAAAAGUUUAAGUCUGGAGACACUGUAACCAACAGGAUGCUGCAUAUAGGCCAUCCAGAAGAGAGCUGGGAUCAAGUCAGCAAUUAGAAAGUCAAGGAUUCGGCUAGACCUGAAAAAAGUCUUACAGGGAACCACAACAGGGAGUGUGGUGGAAGCUCAGCAGCCCAAAAGAUUAGUUCUGAGUGAGGUGGCAGAGUCAUGGAGGCCUCUAGUGGUCAGGUCUAGGAAGCAGCACUAAAGAACGCAACAAGAAGGUCAAAAAGAGUUGGCUUUUCAGUCUACGUGGCAGCAGAACUGGGAGGAAAGCCAUGGCUGGUGGAAGGAUGAUUCUUAUUUAUGGUUGUGUUUAUGAGCAUUAGAAAGUAAAGAGGAUUCUUUAUUUCUCUACCUUUGUGGAAAUAUAUAUUUAAUUAUUUUUAUUCUGGAAAGAACAGGUUUUGAAUGUUAAACUUGGAUUGAGAUAUGUAACUAUAAAAGAAAGUCAAGAUUCUGUUUCUGCUGUUUUUCUGCCAUUUAAAUUCUAUAGGAAAAAUUCACCCAAGUGCAGAGGGUCCAAACAAGGCUUCCCACAUCACCUGACUCUCACAGUAAGGGAUUAAAGUGUGCAUAAAUCCUCCAUUAUGGGGAUGAAGUUUGUCCCCAUACAAGUAGUUGAUCUGUGCAAAAAGAAUAUGAUCUCUCUGACAGAAUCAAACAGUCCAAGUUGGUUCAUGCAUUUAAAAGUGUUAAUUUUUAUGCUCAAAGUAUUUUUAAAAGAGUUGCAUUUGUGCUCUUUCAGAUUUUCAUUCUGAUUCCAAUUGUUGUAAGAGUACAGAUCAGCUUCUGAAACAUCCUUUUGCUAAUUUGUAAUUAAGAAUGGCUGUCCCAUUGCAUUUGAGAAGUCGUUCUAUGGGUCAGUUGGUUCUUCAGUGCAUACAAUUCCCUAAGCUGUGCAUACAUUCUUAUGUAAAAAGUCCCAAAGUGGAAUUUGUUAUGCAGACACAACCUUAAUCAUAGUAAAACUAGCUGGCAAAAUUCUAAUACAAGCCAGACCUCUAAGAUGAUUCUAACUGGGCCAUCUGCAGUAGAUGUAAACGUGUUCCAAGAGCUAGACACUUUUCUGUUUUCUUUGGGGGACUUCAAACACACUCAAUUUCUCUUUGGGAACUUCAGGUAUGGUAUCUGAAGCUGACAUCUGGAAUAAAGUCACAAUGGUAAAUGCUUUCUUUCUGGAAAGGAUAGCCCACUGUACCAUUGUGAUGUUCAGCUAUCAUUGGUUGCUUGUAGAAGAUGAACAGCAGCAUUCUGAUCACAGUCCUACCCUCUAGACCAGCAAGCAAAGCUAUGUAGAAGACGAGUCAAAUAUCCAGACUACUUGCAGGUAUCUCUGGGUAUGUAGAUAAUGCUUGGAUACCAAGUAGUAGGAUUGGCACAGAAUUAACACUGAAAACUACAUGUGCAGUUAAAUUACUGGAUUAUACAUAGCUAUGACAACAUCAAAGCAAUUUAGCAAAGAGGAAAAAAUUGCUCAUGCUAUCUAUAAAAAUGGAUUAUAGAAAUAUAAAGGACUCCAUCAGAAGCGCAGGACAUUUAUCUGUUUUAUAACAUACUCAAUGCUAUUAAACACUUGGACCUCUGAAAGUGCUUUAAUGCUAAUCUUGUUUCUGCACAGCUCACGUUUAGUCAGUAUAGGUUAGCCGCACAGAUCCUUCACCCUAAGGGCGCAGCUUGCAGAGAGCUCAACGCAAAGUAGUGCAAAACAAUACAUUUUUAUUUGUUCACAGUUAAACACAAGCAACUGCCUUGACAUUUUAGAACAUUCUAAUAAGGACAGCAAAACCUCCUUUUGGUUUAAAGUUCUCUUUAGCUUAGAUUGUACCAUUUUUCCUUGUAUUUCAUAUUUAUGGCAUUUAAAUGUGGAUUGUUUAACAUGCUUA
Messenger RNA from Gopherus evgoodei (Goodes thornscrub tortoise), 7192 nucleotides. RefSeq names its product sperm acrosome associated 9 (gene SPACA9). Gene Ontology annotation, cellular component: ciliary base; sperm flagellum; acrosomal vesicle. The record is from RefSeq and is a predicted model, not a curated record. The transcript is spliced from 4 exons. NCBI's taxonomy places the organism in Eukaryota, Metazoa, Chordata, Testudines, Testudinidae. Bases 211 to 1062 code for a protein of 283 amino acids.